CAGCGGUGUUCAACCAACCUCAACCACUCCCCAUGUUGUCGACGGCGUUUGCGCGGACGGCGCACGCGCACGCAUCGCGCCUUCCGGCAUGCAAACGAUAUGCAUCUCACGGCAGUGGGCCGAAGUACAAUGAGCCGUCUGGCUACCUGUUCAGUGAGAAGCCACCACCGCCGGGCGAAAAGCGUAAGAAAGAGGCAUGGGAAACAUUGGUAUGUGGGGAUGUAGGGUCGAUGCUGGUGGCGGGCGUUCUGCUUUACUACAAACCUGACACGAGCUUGCAAACAUGGGCGUACAACGAGGCGAAGAACCGGAUGGAAGCACGGGGAGAGAAGACUGACUAUCCCUGAUACACACUGAACGUCCACCACUUCCGCUCCGCAC
This is a messenger RNA of Fomitopsis serialis, 381 nucleotides long. RefSeq names its product ESSS subunit of NADH:ubiquinone oxidoreductase. The record is from RefSeq and is a predicted model, not a curated record. The transcript is spliced from 3 exons. The coding region runs from base 33 to 347 and encodes 104 amino acids. Lineage: Eukaryota; Fungi; Basidiomycota; Agaricomycetes; Polyporales; Fomitopsidaceae.